ACAUUAUUAUCAUCACCAGAAGAAAUAGUAUGCUCAAGAGAGGUGGUAACACUAUAUCAAUGAUUUCAAACUCUACAUUGUUGGUAGGGUGGUGUCUUCCCAGGAGGCGGCUCCGGCGACGGCGAGGCUGCACCGUAAGGCUGGGGAAUCGACGGCGGGUUUUCUGCCUCGGAUCACGGCCGGUUGUACAGUGGGGGGUCAUGGGUCCUAUAAGGAUGUUGAAGAAGAUGAUAAUGGAGAUUGCUCCCAAGGGACAGUUCAUUGAGGCAUAUUAUAGGUAUCUGCCAUUACUGCGUCCCCAGCUCUUUCCUCUUUGUUGAUUAAAUAGAAGGUUCAUUAAGGAGGAAGAAGAAGAAACCCAGAAAUGAUAAUGCUUCUCAGUUUUGAUGACAUAAUAUAUAUAUAUAUUAACCUUCAAAGUUUAUUCUUUUGGUUUUGUACUGUCUUCAGCAUGUAAAAGUUUGUGGUAGUACUCUUAGAGGAAAAAGGAAUGUAUUUCUUCUCUUCUAAUUUUUCCAUGGAGGCUACACUAUUAAUUUGGACGUGGUAGCUUUCUCUUCCAUAAAUCUCAGUGCAUGUUUG
Molecule: messenger RNA, 582 nt
Organism: Prosopis cineraria
Lineage: Eukaryota; Viridiplantae; Streptophyta; Magnoliopsida; Fabales; Fabaceae
Exons: 1
Coding region: 30-320 (96 amino acids)
Source: RefSeq, a predicted model, not a curated record